Hypomesus transpacificus is the source of this 4539-nucleotide messenger RNA. RefSeq names its product mucin-2-like. NCBI's taxonomy places the organism in Eukaryota, Metazoa, Chordata, Actinopteri, Osmeriformes, Osmeridae. The record is from RefSeq and is a predicted model, not a curated record. The transcript is spliced from 5 exons. Bases 274 to 4539 code for a protein of 1421 amino acids.
AUGUUUCAAAGAAUACAUUAUUCAGGAGGAUUAACAGUAGUUUUUCAAAAACCUAUUGGUACAACAUGGAAACAGGAACAUUUGAAUCUUACAGAUAUAGCAUUUAACAAUUACUUUGGUGGAUACCUCCUCAAUAAAAGCUCAUGCUGAAGAAACCAAGACAGACUUGAAGAACACAGCGGGAGAGAAGAAGUUGACGAGAGAGGAUUUCUGAAUUUGUUGAGUGAAUAUUUAAACUCCUGUUAAUAUUGAAUCGAAGGAAAAAUUUGAAAAAUGAUUGGAAAUAAAAUGCUUCCGCUACUUCUGAUUAUUAGUUUGGGAAGCUGUCAAACAAUAACUCCUGAAACAACCACAGCUGCUCUGACAACAACCCCUGCAGCUCCUACCACAGCCACAGCUGUUCCAGCAACAACCACAACAGUGCCAAAAUCAACAUAUGCUCCUACAACAACCAGUGCUGAUCCUACAAAAACCAUAGCUAGUGCCGAGACAACCACAGCUGUCCCAUCAAUAACCAAAAUAGUGCCAACAUCAACAGAUGUUCCUACAACAACCACAACGGCUACGACUACAACCACAACUGCUCUUACAACAACCACAGCUGAUUCUUCAACAACCACAGCAAGUGCUGCAAAAACCACAGCUGUCCCAGAAACAUCAACAGCUGCCCCUACAACAACCACAGCUGUUUCUACGACAACCACACCAGCUCCAAUAUCAACAGAUGCUUCUAUAACAGCAACAGCUGCUGCUCCUACAACAACCACAGCUUAUACUGCAACGACCACAGCUGCUCCUACAACAACCACAGGUUCUCCUACAACAACCACAAAUGUCCCAGCAACAACCACAACAGCAUUAAUAUCAACAAAUGCUCCCACUACAGCCACAGCUGCCCCUACCAUAACCACAACUGCUCCUACAACAACCACUGCCUCUCCUACAACAACCACAGCUAGUCCCGCAACAACCACCGCUGUCCCAGAAACAACAACAGCUGCUCCUACAACAACCACAGCUGGUUCUACGACAACCACAGCCGCUCCAAUAUCAACAGAUGCUUCUAUAACAACAAUUGCUGCUGCUGCUACAACAACCACAGCUGAUCCUACAACGACCACAGCUUCUCCUAUAACAACUACAGCCGCUCCUACAACAACCACAAAUGUCCCAGCAAAAACCACAACAGCAUUAACAUCAACAAAUGCUCCCACUUCAACCACAGCUGCUCCUAUAACAACCACAGGCGCUCCUACAACAACCACAAAUGUCCCAGCAACAACAACAAAAGCAUUAAUAUCAACAGAUGCUCCCACUACAGCCACAGCUGCUCCUACAACAACCACUGCCGUUUCAACGACAACCACAGCAGCUCCAAUAUCAACAGAUGCUCCUACAACAACAACACCUGCUGCUCCUACAACAACCACAGCUGAUCCUACAACGACCACAGCGGCUCCUACAACAACCAAAGCUACUCCUACAACAACCACUGCUGCUCCUACAACAAUCACAGAUAGUCCCGCAACAACCACCGCUGUCCCAGAAACAACAACAGCUGCUCUUAAAACAAACAAAGCUGCUUCUACGACAACCACAGCAGCUCCAACAUCAACAGAUGCUCCUACAACAACAACAGCUGCUCCUACAACAUCCACAGGUGCUAAUACAACAUCAACAGCUGCUCCUACAACCACAGCUGUUUCUACGACAACCACAGCAGCUCCAAUAUCAACAGAUGCUUCUAUAACAACAACAGCUGCUGCUCCUACAACAACCACAGCUUAUCCUGCAACAACCACAGCGGCUCCUACAACAACCCAAGGUGCUCCUUCAACAACCACAAAUGUCCCAGCAACAACCACAACAGCAUUAACAUCAACAAAUGCUCCAACUUCAACCACAGCGGCUCCUACAACAACCACAGGUUCUCCUACAACAACCACAAAUGUCCCAGCAAUAACCACAAAUGUCCCUGCAACAACCACAACAGAACUAACAUCAACUGAUGCUCCUACAACAACCACAGCGGCUCCUACAACAACCACUGCUGCUCCUACAACAAUCACAGAUAGUCCCGCAACAACCACCGCUGUCCCAGAAACAACCAAAGCUGCUCUUACAACAAACACAGCUGCUUCUACGACGACCAAAGCAGCUCCAACAUCAACAGAUGCUCCUAAAACAACAACAGCUGCGGCUCCUACAACAACCAUAGCUGAUCCUACAACGACCACGGCUGCUCCUACAACAUCAGCAGCGGCUCCUACAACAACCACAGAGAGUGCCGCAAAAACCACACCUGUCACAGAAACAACAACAGCUGCUCCUACAACAUCCACAGGUGCUACUACAACAUCAGCAGCUGCUUCUAAAACAACCACAGCAGCUCCAACAUCAACAGAUAUUCCUACAACAAACACUGCUGAUCCUAAAACAAUAACUGCAACUACAACAUCAGCAGCUGCUCCUACAACAACCACAAGUGCUCCUACAAUAACCACAAAUGUCCCAGCAACAACCACAGCAGCAGUAACAUCAACAGAUAAUCCUACAACAUCCACAGCUGCUCCUACAACAUCAGCAGCUGCUCCUACAACAACCACAGCUAGUGCCGCAACAACCACGGCUGUCCCAGAAACAACAACAGCUGCUGCUCCUACAACAACCACAGCUAAUCCUACAACGACCACAGCUGCUGAUACGACAACCACAGCUGCACCUUCUACUACUACUACUGCUCCUACAACAACAACAGCUGCUCCUUCAACCACCACAGCUGCUGCUAAAACAACCACAGGUGCUUCUACAACAACCACAGCUGCUCCUAAAACAACCACAGCUGCUUCUACAACAACCACAGCUGCUCCUUCAACAACCACAGCUGCUCCUACAAUAACCACAGGUGCUUUUAUAACAACUACAGUUGUUCCUACAACAACCACAGAUGUUCCUACAACAAGCAAAGCUGGUGCUGCAACAACCACUGCUGUUCCUACAACAACCACAGGGGCUUUUACAACAACUACAGUUGUUCCUACGACAACCACUGCUGCUGCAACAACAACCACAGCUGUACCUACUACAACAACAGUUGCUCCUUCAACAACCACAGCUGCUCCUACAACAACCACAGGUGCUUUUACAACAACUACAGUUGUUCCUACGACAACCACUGCUGCUCCUACAUCAACAACUGCUCCUACAACAACCACAACUGCUGAUACAACAACCACACCUGCUCCUACAACAACCUUAGCUGUUGCCACACCAAUCACUGCUGCUUCUACAUCAACCACAGCUGUACUUCCUAGUACUACUACUGCUCCUACAACAACCACAGCUGCUCCUACAACAACCACAGCUGUUCCUACAACAACCACAGCUGUUCCUACAACAACCACAGCUGUUGCUACAACAACCACUGCUGCUCCUACAACAGCCUUAGGUGCUGCCAUGCCAACCACAGCUGCUUCUACAACAACCACAGCUGCUGUAACAACAACCACAGCUGUACCUACUACAACAACAGCUGCUCCUUCAACAACCACAGCUGCUCCUACAACAACCACAGUUGCUUUUACAACAACUAAAGCUGCUGAUACAACAACCACAGCUUUUUCUACAACAACUACAGCUGUACCUACCACAACAACUGCUGUUCCUACAACAACCACAGCUGUACCUACAACAACCACAACUGCUCCUACAACAACCACAGCUGCUGCAACAACUACCACAGCUGUACAUACUACAACCACAGCUGCUCCAACAACCACAGCGGCUCCUAAAACAACCACAGGUGCUUCUACAACAACCACAGCUGCUGCAACAACAACCACAGCUACUUCUCCAACAACCUUAGCUGCUGCAACUACAACCACAGCUGUACCUACUACAAUGACAGCUGGUCAUAUAACAACCACAGCUGCGCUUACAAUAACCACAGGUGCUUCUACAACAACCACAGCUGCUCCUACAACCACAGUUGCUGCAACAGCAACAACAGCUGCUCGUACAACAACCACAGCAGCUCCUACAACAAAAACAAAUGUCCCAGCAACAACCACAACAGCACUAACAUCAACACAUGCUCCUACAACAACCACAGCUGCUCCUACAACAACUACAGCUAUUCCUACAACAACCACUGCUGUUCUUACAACAACCACAGCUGCUCCUACUAUAAGAACGGCAGAUGGUGGCACUGGAACCACGAACAACAGCAGUAACAGGUGCCACAACAACCACACAUUCUCCUUCUACCACUGUUACUUCCACAACCACAGACGCCACAACAUCAACCACUGGUACUACUACAACUACAGCUCUUCCUACGACAAGUACAUCUCACCCUACAAUAACAACAGUUGCUUCUUCAUCAACCACAAUGGUUCCCACAACAAAAGGUGUCUCAAAAACAACAACCAGUGCCACAAAAACAACAGCCGGUAUCACAACAACAAUGGCCACAGGUGGAACAACAAUCACAAACACUGUCACAAAAACAACAGCUGUGACAAAGACAACAGCUGGUAG